Molecule: messenger RNA, 1309 nt
Organism: Pollicipes pollicipes
Lineage: Eukaryota; Metazoa; Arthropoda; Thecostraca; Pollicipedomorpha; Pollicipedidae
Product: 5'-AMP-activated protein kinase subunit beta-1
Exons: 3
Coding region: 131-1030 (299 amino acids)
Biological process (GO): signal transduction
Cellular component (GO): nucleus; cytoplasm; nucleotide-activated protein kinase complex
Molecular function (GO): protein kinase binding
Source: RefSeq, a predicted model, not a curated record
CGCUGGAGAGUCGGCGAGGUGACGCAUUGUGUUGCGCUUGGGUCAUACCCAAACGAGCUGUGAAAGUUGGGGGAGGUGCCCUGCGCGUCUUCGGUAUUUUCCUGUCAUUGUACCGGGGAGGUCAGUCAAGAUGGGCAAUGCACAGAACAGGGAGCGUCACCGCUCCAGCGACUCACCUGGUGGCUCAGCAUCACCUGUGGGCCGCUUCAGCGACUCACCAUUUGUCUUCGACCACGACCGACGGCGCCACUCGUCGGCGCAGGAGGAGUCGCCGCUGGUGCUGCCGUCUGGCGGGCGGCGCGCCAGCGGCGUGGAAGGCACGGCGCCGCCGUCUGCGCAGCACGCGCCGCUAAGCGCGCAGCGCUCGGUGCCGAUCGGCGUACCACGAGCCAGCCCCGAGCCGUCGGCCGACGGCGGCCAGGCGGCCGCGCGCCGUCUGCCCGUCGUCAUCCAGUGGCGCAAGGGUGGCCGCGACGUGCAGCUGUGUGGCAGCUUCACCGGCUGGAAGCCGAUUCCGAUGGCGCGCAGCGAGAGCCACCUAGACUCGGAGCACAUGAGCAUCGUCAACCUGCCCGAGGGCCAACACGAGUACAAGUUCCGCAUCGACGGCGAGUGGGUGGUGGACACCAGCGAGCCCACCGUCGACACGCCGUCCGGCGACAAGAACAACUACAUCACGGUGCGCGUCGACGACUUCAGGGCCUGCGACGCGCUCAACAUGGACACGGUGCCAGCUGGCCACGAGCUGUCCGGCUCGCCGCCCGGCUGCUACUCCCAGGAGCUGCCGCAGCCCAAGCCGUGGAUGCCGGCGCAGCCGACGCAGCCGCCGGCACUGCCGCCGCACCUGUUGGAGGUGAUCCUCAACAAGGACACGCCCAGCUCGUGCGAGCCCACGUUGCUGCCUGCGCCCAACCACGUCAUGCUCAACCAUCUGUACGCGCUGAGCAUUAAGGACGGCGUGAUGGUGCUCAGCGCCACGCACCGCUAUCGUAAGAAGUACGUCACCACGCUGCUGUACAAGCCCAUCUAGGACGGGCGGCGGCGGCUCCGGCCGCGGCGGGCGGGGCGGGUCGCUCGGUCGACGCCCUGCGGCCCGCCCUUAGGGUCCGCCGGAGCGACGCGGCCCGACCGGCAUGGGUAGCGGCUGUUGGCGCCCCCUCUUCCGGCUGGUGGUGCUGGCUGUUCCUCUGUCGUCGGGCCGAUCGACGGGUGACGUGUGCGAAGACUAACGCCCAUAUCAUGUGUAGCUGAUCGUGUUUUAUGCAACUUAAUGGUGGCUGGUGGAGAAGCUGAUGUUUUUGGUGUAUAC